This is a messenger RNA of Parnassius mnemosyne (clouded apollo), 1239 nucleotides long. The record is from the annotation of a GenBank genome assembly. Lineage: Eukaryota; Metazoa; Arthropoda; Insecta; Lepidoptera; Papilionidae.
AUGCAACAGGUACGUAAGUUGACUAAUCACAGGAUUUGCGAUUUUCAUUAUUGUCUGCGUGAACCCAUGAGGCUGUGCCGUUUGGCAGGAUUAUUUCCAGUUGAUGGACUUACCAACUCAUCUGUUUUCUCUUUGAGGUUCAGUCUUAAAUUCCCAUACAUAUUGUUCCACGCUGCUUCGGUUAUUGGAAUAACAAUAACAACGGGAUUCAGUGUCAUCUGGUUUUUUCUAAGUCCUUUCAGUUUAAAUACAUUAAGUAUUGCAUUGUUUUAUGUGACUGGUUUAUUAAGCACAGUACUAUUAAUUCAUCUCGCAAUGAAUUGGUCGAAGCUAAUUAGGAGAGUGCUUGAAAUCGAAGUUAAUUUAGUGGAAAUACGAAGAGCAAAAACGGCGUUUUGGAAAUACAAUACCAUUACUUACAUGAUAAUGUUCUUAGCAUUACUUGAACAUGCAAUGUCGAUAAUUUCAAAAAUUACGAGUGUAAUGAGCGAUUUAAAUGAAUCAAGGGUAACCUAUAAUGUUCUCGAUAAAUAUUUCUUAAGUUGGGCACCAUUCAUAUUUGAUGUAACAUCUUACAGUUUGUGGAAAUCUAUUCUAUUUAAGAUCGCAAAUACGCAGGCGACAUUUGCUUGGAACAUUACAGACGUGAUGACGAUGUGUGUAAGCAUAUAUUUAACUUCGUACUUUCAGGAUUUAAACGAAAUCAUCAAUAAUCAAUACAAAUCAAUGUCCUGGGAGAAAUUACGCAUCUUGUAUUCACAACUUGUGGCCCUCGUGAAAGAAAUAGACUCCAGAUUCUGCUAUCUUAUACUGUUAUCGUUCUUCACUAAUCUGUUCUUCAUCUGCCUGCAGCUAUUCAAUACUUUAAACUCCAUUCACAGCACCGUAUACCUAUUAUACUACCUUUACUCCUUCGUGUUUCUAAUCACUAGAGCGACUGUGACGUGUUUGUUAGCAGCAAACGUAAACAAAGCUGCACAAGAGCCCAUGUUUGUUGUUGGAUAUGUCCCCGCAUCUGACUACACGCUUGAAGUGCAGCGAUUCAACCGUCAGAUCCGUUACACCACGACCGCUUUAAGUGGAGUGUAUUUUUAUGUGACACGUAGCACUUUACUUUAUGUUGUUGGGACUAUAAUAACAUAUGAAUUGGUACUUCUACAAUUUAAUUUAGAAACCGCAGAUGAUGCUGAUUUAAAUAAUAAUGGGACUUUGUACAAAUAUAUGAAAAUGACGGUUUAA